Molecule: messenger RNA, 976 nt
Organism: Saccostrea echinata
Lineage: Eukaryota; Metazoa; Mollusca; Bivalvia; Ostreida; Ostreidae
Product: multiple epidermal growth factor-like domains protein 10
Exons: 7
Coding region: 95-976 (293 amino acids)
Molecular function (GO): scavenger receptor activity
Source: RefSeq, a predicted model, not a curated record
AUUGUACGGAGAAAACUGCACAGAAACAUGCAGUCCAUUUUGCAGAAAAAAUCUUCAUUGCAACAAUACUAAUGGAGUUUGUGUAGACGGCUGUAUGGAUGGAUACAUAGAACCAAAGUGCGAUAAAAGUUGCAAGGGUGGCUGGUAUGGCAAAAAUUGCUCAAAGCGUUGUAGCGAAAACUGUUUUAAUCAGAGGUGUAAUCAUAGAGAUGGCAGAUGUACAUUCGGAUGUAAACAAGGCUGGAGUUCUGCCAGCUGUUCUCGAGCAUGUGAUGCAGGAUUUUAUGGCAAAAACUGUUCAAAAAGCUGUUCUAACUGCCUAAAUAGUCUAUGCGACCCUUUUAACGGUACUUGUAUUCAAGGGUGUGAUGACGGAUACAUGGGCAGUAAAUGUGAUGAGUCUUGCCUUAUUGGAUGGUAUGGGAAGAAUUGCUCUAAUUUAUGUAACCAAAAUUGUAUAAACAAGUCAUGUAACAACGCAUACGGUGAAUGUACGUAUGGGUGUGAAGCUGGAUGGAUGGGAUUGAACUGUUCAGACGAAUGCAUGCCCGGAUGGUUUGGAGAAGAUUGCGUAAAAAGAUGUGGUAAAUGUGCUCUCAACCACACGUGCAACAGGACGAAUGGGGCUUGUUUAACUGGCUGUGUGGAACCAUUUACUGGAGUGAAAUGCGACAAAAAUACGGAAAUCUCCCUGAAAAAAGCAACUACAAAUUUUCCUCAAAGUGAUUUUCAAUCUGGCUACGUCAUAGCUUUAUCAGCAGGGUUUGCUGUAUCACUGCUACUUAAUAUAUUUACCUGUAUAGUGGUACUCCGAAGAAGGUACUGUAAAAGAGAUGAGGAAGAAUCGAGACAUUAUGCUGAAUGCAGUGACGUAAUGGCUGUAAAGACUGAAAAUACGCAUACAUAUCAGGAACUUAAUGCUAUAAAUAGUAAUGUUAAUACCUAUCACAAUCUUUCAUUUGGAACUUCUCCGUAG